Molecule: messenger RNA, 765 nt
Organism: Lathyrus sativus (Indian pea)
Lineage: Eukaryota; Viridiplantae; Streptophyta; Magnoliopsida; Fabales; Fabaceae
Source: the annotation of a GenBank genome assembly
AUGGUUUCUUCAAACACUUUGUCUCUUUCUCUAUUCUUAUUCCUUUCUUUCUCUUCCUUCUUCUCUCCCUCACAAUCUCACACCAAGGUUUCUCUAGAAUUAUACUAUGAAAGCUUGUGCCCUUACUGCGCCAAUUUCAUCGUUAAUUAUCUUCCUCAAAUCUUCGAACAGGAGGACCUUUUAUCCAUCGUUGACCUUAAACUUGUUCCUUGGGGUAAUGCUAAACUCAGAGAUAACUCUACUAUUGUUUGCCAGCAUGGUGAAUAUGAGUGCUUGCUAGAUACGAUUGAAGGGUGUGCUAUUGAUACCUGGCCUCAACCGAAGAAGCAUUUUCCUUUCAUCUAUUGUGUUGAGAAUCUGGCGCAUCAGGGUCGGCGCGAAGAGUGGGAAUCUUGUUAUGAGAAACUGGGUCUGGAUUCAUCAACCGUCAAUGAUUGUUAUCGUAGUGAGCAUGGAAAAGAGUUGCAUCUAAAGCAUAAGGAUGAAACAAAUGCUCUACAGCCUCCUCACACUUACGUUCCAUGGGUAGUCGUGGAUGGAGAACCACUUUACGAUGAUUAUAGAGACUUCAUAAGUUAUAUCUGUAAGGCUUAUAAAGGCAAUGAUGCACCAAAAAGCUGCACCCAAACAUCAAAUAUUAGGACUGCUGGAAAAGUGGAAACAAAGGCAAAGCAUCUAUACUGUGUUAUGGAAAAAGUGAUGCCAACAUGGAAUAAAAUAAGGUCAACCAUUGCCUCAUGGAUGAACCAGAUGAACCUUGUGUAA